CCCAGGCUGCCGCCGUUUGGGUUCCGCGGCGCGCGCGCCCGGAGACUGAGCCUCGUUUUUGUCCGGCCCCCCGGCAAGGAAAGACGGUUAGCGGAGGCAUGGCGGCUGCCAACCCUUGGGUCCCGGAGACCUCCCCAACCGCCGCGGGGCUGCUGUUGGCCGAAUGCUUAGCCUCGGGGCUCGUCACUCAGGAGAUACUAGAUUCAUGUAAGAACCCUGCUCCAUUUUUUGUCAACUUCUCCAGAGUCAAGCAGAUUAAAGAUAUGCAAGCUGAAAUCAGAGAGAAGACCUUAGAAAUUGACCUUUUAACACUAGAAAAGGAUACAGCAGAUGUCGUUAAACCUUUCUUUCUAGCUCAAAAGUGUGAGAUUCUGCAAAGCAUGAAUCAACACUUGGAGACUGUACUGAAGGAGAAGAGGGCCCUCCGACAUCGACUGAUGAAGCCCAUGUGCCAGGAGAACUUGCCUAUAGAAGCCAUUUACCACAGGUAUGUGGUACAAUUGCUGGAGCUGGCAGUGACUUUCAUUGAGAAACUUGAAGCCCAUAUUGAGGCCAUACGAAACAUUCCUUGUUUAGACUCUAGCGUGAAAAAUAUGGAUAGGGCUUUGACAAAAAUGAGUGUCUUGGAGGUAGAGACAGAAGAACUGAUAGAAAAUAUACUGAAGUGGAAAGAGCAACAGAAGGAAAUUUCUUCUUCGAUCACCAAAAUAUUUUGGAGAUCUCUUCAAAAAAAGCAUGAGACUGUAAUUCCCCAGCUACCUUUCUGGUCCAGAGCUCAGGGCCAGCUGAUUCUUGAUACCAAGUGACCGCCGGCUACUUUAGUUUUGUUUACUUAUAUGUGUGACUGAUACCCAUUUGUAAUCGACUAUAAUGGGAGAAUUUCUCGGCUUUCUUGCUUAAGUUGUGUUCAUGAAACCUCUUUUUCUUAGUUUUAUUUUGGGUUGACCACGACCAACGAGGAUUUCGUCUCGUUUUUUCACGUGAAUGGAAUGAGAGGUAUUAACAUGAAGAAGAGUGCAUUUCAUUCUCACUGGCAGCACCUGUACAUUUAUCUACAAGUUACUGUACUCACAACAGACCAUCUGAAAUAGUAAAAAUCUUUACAAACAAAAGGCUCCUGAAUUAGGAGAGCUCUUUGAAUCAGACGUUGCCUGUAUUGCUUUUGGAUCUGUCCCGUGGGCCUCAGCAACCUCGUAGUCCCUGAGUGAGAAGAAGAAAGGCUGAAUAGGUUGGCCGUUGGCCCUGACAGGUCUGAGGGAAGAAAGGAACUAGAAACAAGUGAGACUGAGAGAAAAGGGACAAGAAAGAGGUGCAGAUGGCGGGAAGUGGCACCAUGAAUUGUUUUAGACCACAUACAGUCCUUCUAGUGCCGUAACUGUCCUCUCAUAUUUUUGGUUCUCUUUUCUAUUAAAUAAAAAGGAAUUGCUAUGCUUCUGCA
Messenger RNA from Vombatus ursinus (common wombat), 1438 nucleotides. RefSeq names its product HAUS augmin like complex subunit 2 (gene HAUS2). Gene Ontology annotation, biological process: centrosome cycle; microtubule nucleation; spindle assembly. The record is from RefSeq and is a predicted model, not a curated record. Gene Ontology annotation, cellular component: mitotic spindle microtubule; centrosome; HAUS complex. Lineage: Eukaryota; Metazoa; Chordata; Mammalia; Diprotodontia; Vombatidae.